AUGAAAGUAUUUGUGAUAGACCUUGAGAGUGGUAACCUCCAGUCCCUUAUUAAUGCUAUCAAGAAAUGUGGAGAUUAUGAGGUCAAACUUAUUGGCAACGCUGAAGAGUUUGCGCAAUACCAGUCCCAAAUACAGAAGUUGAUCUUUCCUGGAGUGGGAAACUUUGCUCACUUUGUGAAGCAGCUUCACGAUAGAAACCUCCACGGACCAAUUACCAAGUUUAUUGAGGAAGGAGGAUCAUUGAUGGGUGUAUGUGUCGGGUUGCAAACAUUUUUUGAAGACAGCGAAGAAAGCACGGAUCCAAAAUAUAAAGGUUUGGGAUAUAUCAAUCUCAGUCUAAAGAAAUUCAACUCCCAAGAUCCUAUUUUUAUAGAGAAGAACUUACGGAAAUCCGUCCCCCUGAUUGGUUGGAAUAGCAUUGACUCUAUUGUUGUUGAUGGCAAGAAGAUUCCAGAAGAUGAGUCUUUCUUUGGAAUUAAUACUAGAAACAAGUACUACUUUGUCCAUUCUUACGCCGGUAUCAUUAGAGAUGAAAAAAAUGCAAAGUUGAUAGAACAGAAGGAAAAAGAAGGAUGGAGUUUUGCCUUCACCACUUAUGGAUCUGAAAAGUUCAUAGCUGCUUUGUCCUACAAGAACUUUUUUGCAACUCAAUUCCACCCAGAAAAGUCAGGUAUUGCUGGGGUUAAGGUACUUAAGUCAUUUUUAGAGUCAGAAAGAUUCCAAAAAGUCCACUCUAAAGAUUUCCAGCUGGAUGUAGAAGUAGAAAAGUCCUUAAGUGGAUUGACAAGAAGAAUCAUUGCAUGCUUAGACGUCAGAGCCAAUGAUCAAGGUGAUUUGGUAGUUACAAAAGGAGACCAGUACAACGUGAGAGACACCAGUUCUUCGGGUUCAAAUGAGGUGAGGAACUUGGGAAAGCCAGUAGAGUUGGCAACGAGGUACUACAAUCAAGGUGCUGACGAAGUUACAUUUUUGAACAUCACCUCUUUCCGUGAAUCUCCUUUGAAGGACUUACCGAUGUUGGAGGUUUUGAGAAGAGCAGCGGAAAACAUUUUUGUACCUUUGACAGUUGGAGGAGGUAUAAAGGACAUGGUUGAUCCAGAAACUGGAAGAACGGUUCCUGCUGUCGAAGUGGCUCAUUUAUAUUUUAGAUCUGGGGCGGAUAAAGUUAGUAUCGGGUCGGAUGCCGUGACAAUAGCUGAGAACUAUUACAAGAAUGACAAGCGAAAGUCGGGAAACACCUCAAUCGAAACCAUUAGUCAAACUUUUGGAAACCAGGCAGUGGUGAUCUCAGUAGAUCCAAAGAGGAAGUAUGUGGCCUCACCUAAAGACACCAGCAUGGAGACGAUUUUGAUCGAGGAACCUUCAAAGUAUGGCCCCAAUGGUGAGAAGUAUUGCUACUAUCAAGUGACAUCUCAAGGUGGAAGAAAGACUCACGAGUUGGGAGCUUUGGAAUUAUGUCUUGCUUGCGAAGAUCUCGGAGCAGGAGAGAUUUUGCUUAACUCUAUUGACCACGAUGGGCUGAACAAGGGAUAUAAUCUCGAGCUUUUACAGCAAGUAAAGUCUCGGGUUUCGAUUCCAGUAAUCGCCAGUUCAGGAGCAGGAAAACCCGAACAUUUUAAGGAAGUAUUUGACAUGGAGUGUGGCAUAGAUGCCGCAUUGGGAGCAGGAUUGUUUCACAGAGAAGAAUAUAAAGUCAACGAUAUCAAAAGAUACUUGUUAAAAGAAGGAUCGAUGGAUGUUAGACUUGAUGAUGAAGUAGAGUUAUAA
This is a messenger RNA of Yamadazyma tenuis ATCC 10573, 1767 nucleotides long. RefSeq names its product imidazoleglycerol-phosphate synthase (gene HIS7). Gene Ontology annotation, biological process: L-histidine biosynthetic process. Gene Ontology annotation, molecular function: oxo-acid-lyase activity; imidazoleglycerol-phosphate synthase activity. NCBI's taxonomy places the organism in Eukaryota, Fungi, Ascomycota, Pichiomycetes, Serinales, Debaryomycetaceae. The record is from RefSeq and is a predicted model, not a curated record.